AGACCCCCAGAUGAGCGUCGAUUUCCCAGUCCGGAACUUGUCCGUGAAGGCGCCAUGAUCUCAAAUGGGCAGGACGACAAUUGGUCUCCCGUCGCCUGUUUAGUUCUCGCUUAUUGGAUCGUCUUCCUCUUAUUCUCCCUAUUCCUUGUUUGGCGCUAUUGGUUCAUUCGCAUCUAUGUGGUUGCGAUGACAACGUUCUUCGCCUAUCGUUGUGGGGGUUCUGAUGGUCUUUCUGUGUGGGUUGCUGAUCUUGCCGGUGUUCCAUUGACUGCGGAUCCUGCACCCACUCCUGCUUCUUCACAGACCUCAGAAUCUGCCAACUAA
Molecule: messenger RNA, 324 nt
Organism: Rodentolepis nana
Lineage: Eukaryota; Metazoa; Platyhelminthes; Cestoda; Cyclophyllidea; Hymenolepididae
Source: the annotation of a GenBank genome assembly